AUGUCGGUAUCGUCAUUUGAUGAGUUAUUAGCUUUGUGCAAGGAAGACUUAGCAAAACAGGACACGAUACUGCGAAAGUCUAUACGGCCCGAAGAAAAGCUUUUUCUAACUUUAAGAUAUCUUGGGAGUGGCUGCUCGUUCAUGGAAAUCCAUUACUACUAUUGCCUCGGACAUUCAACAAUAGGUUCGAUUAUUAGGGCUGUAUGCGGAGCGAUAUGUAGGAAUCUAGAAUCCUGUUUAGAACAACCAAAAAACGAAGAUGAAUGGGAACAAAUAGGACUUGGCUUCGAAAAACAUGCUAACUUUCCACAUUGCAUCGGUGCCAUAGACGGAAAGCAUAUAAGGCCUAUUAAGCCGACCGAUUCUGGAUCACUAUAG
Messenger RNA from Anthonomus grandis grandis, 378 nucleotides. RefSeq lists its product as uncharacterized. The record is from RefSeq and is a predicted model, not a curated record. The transcript has 2 exons. The coding region runs from base 1 to 378 and encodes 125 amino acids. Lineage: Eukaryota; Metazoa; Arthropoda; Insecta; Coleoptera; Curculionidae.